AGAUGCCUGAGGUAAGAAUCGCCUUGAUUGGUUUGUAUAUACCUUGGUGGGGGUGGAGGGAGACAUGAAUAAAAAGAGAGGGAGAAGAAAAGAAAGGACAGCAACUGCUGUAUGAGUUGAGAAGCUUGAAAGUAGGGACAGGCUGAAGCUGCUGUGGGGAAUUAGCAGUGAGGGAGCUGCACCUACUGGAACAUGCCUUAGAUUAGUAGGGUUAGGGCUAGCAAGUUUGUUCUAUAAUUUUAAAUGGCUCUCUUGCCUAACUGAUUUCCCCCGUUUGUUCCUGUACUGUUCUUUGGAUUUUUUUGAAGAUUUUUUUCUAUUUAACUUAUUCUUGUGUUUCCACUAUUUUACCAUUCUCUCUGUCUGUUGUUUUGUUCCCACCUCAUGCCUUCUUGCCCUAUUUAUUUACCACACUAAUGAGUUUUUGUUAUUUUUGAGAGGCAGAAGUUUGAAUGAAUGGGAGUGGAACCAGUUAAAAAAAAAAAAAGCUAAAAAUCCUAAACUGGUGGCAGUGGGUGCCUAGACAGAGGGGCAGCUGAGGCCAAGCGCUCACACAUGCACACAACAAAAUUGUUUUUCCUUGUCAAUGUGAUCACGAAAGAAGCACUUCAUCAGGAAAUGAGUGACAAAUCACACUAGGAUCAGCUGUUGGUUGGAGCUGUUAGGGCCUUUCACUUCUGCGAUGUUUUGGAGGGAACUGAUAUUUCUAUUCCUGUGAACAGCAUCCGGCAAAGCCCAUUGAGCUCUGAGGUUGACCCGCUCAUUUCAAAGGCAGUGAGCACAUUGUGCAACUUGAAAUUAAUGGCUGAAUGUCUCAAUAUAUCUUCUUCUGAUAUUAAUAACUUUUAUAUAUGCAAAAUUAAUUUUGUAAAUAGUCCUUAAUGUUGCUUCAGCCAGGUCAUUACUAGGUGAGAGUACAGCAGUCCAGGCACUGCUUCAAAGACUGCCCCUUAUACCUGCCAACCCACCAAAACUAUGUCAUGUCCAGACUGCUCAGCACAGGCCUUCACACAUAGUCCCACUGAAAAAACCCCUGCUGCAGUGGAAAGGGCUUAAAGUGAGAUCAGUUGUAGACAUGUUUAUGUGAGCUAUAUUAUGUGCAACUUAGCAAGUGUCUGUUGUUACCUUACUAUCUCUGCCAGAGAGCAAUGGUUACUUCUUAUCUUUGUGAACUUUUUAAUAUAGGUUUACAUACCUGAUUUAUUGGGUCGAGGAUCUGAUUAGUAAGGUGCAAGCUUUCUUGCAGUCUUAGCAAUACCUCGUAUUCUAAUCCUCUGUCUUUGUCUUUCUGUCAUCUUUUUCUUUGCACCCCACUUUAAUUCCCUCAAGAGAAACAAAACACAGUAUGAACCUGUAGCAGAGAAUAGGAAGAUUUAAUUACCAAUUUACUGUGAUGAAUGUUUGGAUACCUAUUAAUUUGUAAAACUAGCCUCACAUUUAUAUAGUAAUGUGAUUAAUUAAUUAAUGUGAUUGUAUACUAAUAUGAUUUGUAUACUAAAGUGAUUAAUUUGUAUACUAAUGUAACUAAUACUUUGAAGAUGACAGAAUAGCUUCUCCCAUAAUCUGAUGAAAUCAAAUGAAGAGUCGAGCAUUAUAGAAUGGACUGAAUAAAUACAAACCUCUGAGUAAGACAUAGAUUAGAAUCACAAGCAAAAGUUCUCAAAACUGAAUUUGACUCAGCAGAGAUCACAUGCCUCUUCUUCACAGCAAAAAUGUUAUGACAUGAACAGAGUUGAGAAAAAGACCUUAAUCCUAUUGUUCUACAAACCUAUGAAUACAGAAUCAACCCCUUCAGUGCUAAGUUUCAAGAAGUUCAGUGAAAUAGAAUAGAAACAAUAUUUUUCUGAUUGUUUGGAGUGGAAUAGAUCUGCACAAGAAGAAAGUGAAACUAAGUGUGAGGAGGGAGGGGCAAGCAGACAAGCAGUACAAAAUGAAAUUUCUGAGCACAAUACUGCAUAGCCACAGACAGACAAGUCUUUGGAUCUUUUUGUGUGUAUGACCUGAGGUUUAUCACAUUCUUUCCUUGGAGGAAAAAACCUAUAAUGGCAGCAGGCCGUAAAAGAGACCCAGUUUGGCAAUAUUUUAAUGAAGUUCCUUUACCUAUCGGUAAGGCAGGCAUGCGUGCAAAAUGCAAACACUGCAACAAAGAAAUGCAAGGCCUGGUGGCCCGAAUGAGGCAACAUUAUGAGAAGUGCUGUGAUGAAGAUGACCAAAGAAACACAUUUGAACAGGCAGGAUCUUCAGGGGAAUUCAUGGAUUCUGGAAACUAUCCACCUUCAAGAUCACCAUCCUCCUGUUCUACAGUUUCAGAGUUAUCCAUCCAGGAUAGUGCUUCAUUAGCAUCAUCAUCAGAUACCCACAGCCACAUAUCACUAUCACCUAAAAGAAAGAAAAAAUCCUUCCCUCCUGGAACCACCAUAGAUAAGUUUGUGAUAAAAACUAGCAGAUUAGAAAAAGAGUUAAUUGAUGAAAAAAUUGCCCAGUUUGUUUAUGCAACGAACUCUUCUUUCCGUCUGACUGAGAACCCACAUUUCAUUAAUAUGGUUCAGUCACUGAGACCAGGAUACAGUCCACGCAGCAGAGCAGAUGUUGCAGGGAAACUGCUGGAUAAAGUGUAUGACAGAGAAAUGGAGCAAUGUGCAACAGCUCUGGAGGGUAGAGUUGUUAACCUAAGUAUUGAUGGGUGGAGUAAUGUCCACAAUGAUCCUAUUGUAUGUGCUUGUAUAACAACAGAAGAAGGGAAAGUCUUCCUUGCACAAACAAUUGAUACGUCAGGAAAUGCACACACAGCAGAAUACUUACAAGAAGUGGCAGUAAAAGCUAUAAUAACAUGUGAACAAAAAUUCAAAUGUCUAGUAUGCAGUUUGGUCACAGACAAUGCUGCAAAUGUAUCCAAGAUGAGAAGAAAUUUAGAAGAGCAGGAAGGGAAUACAAAGCUAAUAACAUAUGGUUGCAGUGCUCAUUUGCUGCACCUCUUAGCCAAAGACUUAAGUGUUCCAGAAAUAAAGACUAAUGUUGUUGAAAUUGCUAAAUACUUCCGUAACAAUCACUUUGCUGCAGCAGCUCUGAAAAGGAUGGGUGGAACCAAGCUAACGCUCCCACAAGAUGUUAGAUGGAACUCUGUGGUGGACUGUUUUGAGCAGUAUAUCAAGAACUGGCCUAUUCUGAUGACAGUUUGUGAACAAAAUUGAGAUAAAAUAGAUGGCACUGUCACGGCCAAAAUCCUCAACAUUGGGCUUAAGAGAAAUGUUGAACAUAUGCUGAGCAUCCUGAAACCCAUCUCUGAAUCUUUAAACAAAAUACAGAAAAAUAGCUGUUUUAUUGCUGAUGCUGUUGAAAUUUGGAAGGAACUGAGUGAACACUUCAAAACAGAACUACACAUGGAAAGAAUUAAAUUACAAGCAUUAAAAAAAACGAAUGGGACAAGUACUGUCUCCAGCUCAUUUUUUGGCAAAUAUUGUCAAUAUCCAGUACCAGGGUCAAAACUUAAGUGCUGAGGAAGAGGAGUUAGCUAUGACAUGGGUAUCCAGCAAUCAUCCAUCUGUAAUGCCAACUAUAAUAAACUUCAAAGCUAAGGGGGAACCAUUCAAGAAAUAUAUGUUUGCUGAAGAUAUUUUAAAGAAAGUCACACCAGUGAACUGGUGGAAGUCACUUAAGCACUUGGAUUUAGAGACUGUUCAAGUAAUGAUUUCACUUUUAACAGCAGUAGCUUCUUCUGCAGGCGUUGAAAGAAUAUUCUCUUCCUUUGGACUCAUUCAUUCUAAAUUGAGAAAUCGUUUGGGACCCGAUAAAGCAGGAAAGCUUGUUUUUCUUUUCCAGAUUAUGAACAAAGAAGAAGAUGAAGAUGACGAGUGAGCUACAGAGGACAGUAUUUAAGUUUUUCAUGUGUAGGCUGGGCUGACAGUCUAAGUUUCUUAAAAUAUAUAUAUAUUGUUUAGCCAAAUUAGUUAACAAACAUGGAUGUUUGUUUAAGCAAAUAACAUAUGCUGUAAUGUUAUUGUUUCAGUUGAAUAAAUCUAUUUAAAUUGUUA
Hemicordylus capensis (graceful crag lizard) is the source of this 4031-nucleotide messenger RNA. RefSeq lists its product as uncharacterized. Bases 2043 to 3191 code for a protein of 382 amino acids. The transcript has 3 exons. Gene Ontology annotation, molecular function: DNA binding. The record is from RefSeq and is a predicted model, not a curated record. Lineage: Eukaryota; Metazoa; Chordata; Lepidosauria; Squamata; Cordylidae.